Messenger RNA from Nymphalis io (European peacock), 839 nucleotides. RefSeq lists its product as uncharacterized. Bases 31 to 774 code for a protein of 247 amino acids. The transcript has a single exon. The record is from RefSeq and is a predicted model, not a curated record. Lineage: Eukaryota; Metazoa; Arthropoda; Insecta; Lepidoptera; Nymphalidae.
AUAGUGCACCAGUUUACGUUCAAAUAAACGAUGAAUACGAUCGCGAUAGUGUUGUUUGCAGUUGUCGCGUGCGCGAGCGCAGCGCCGCGCUACCACAAUCACUUCCAUCAUCACCCAUACUCUCACGAUGGCGACGAGGCGAGCUUAGAGAGAUUUAUAGAAAGAGAAAUAUUUGAUACGAGAAGGUUCUGGGAGGAACUGAGGAGAGAGAUGAUGGGUAUAGACAAAAUGAUCGCAGACUUAAACAAGAAUUUCGGGACAUUCCUUUCAAAUGCGAAAAUUGAAGGUAACAAGUAUAAGAUUAGGAUAUUCUUGAAUGGAUUCGAAGAAAAAGAGAUUGCCGUUAAAGCAAAGAAGAGAUUGUUGAUUGUACAAGCCGUGCAUAAAGCAGACGGUGAGCCUGAGAGGAAUUACGUGGACUUGAGAACUUUGCCCGACUACGUUGACAUAAAUGGCAGCUGGACAUUCGAAAAUGGCGUGCUUACUGUUGAAUUCCCGUUAGAGCGAAGCGUUGAAGUAACGGAAGCCACAAUAACUGAAGCACCAGUCACCUUGCUACCAGAACACAGUCGCGAAGAAGUUGAAAGUAAUCCAACAGUGGAAGAGAACCAGGACGCGGACAUUGGAAUUGAGAGAGGAGACUUGGGUAAAGAUAAGAAUAUAUCAACCAAUGAGAUAUCGAGUGGGCAACAAAGCGCUGUCGAAGCAACGACAUACGCAGUAGAUUUGAAAGAUGAAGUAGAACUCGUGCCGAUUCAUCGUAAUAUAUAUUAAAUAAAUAAAACGACAUUAUUCAUGACAAUGUUGUGUAGUAUUUUAUAAUUAAAUAAAAAUAUGUA